UGAUUUGAUGUUUUGGCUGUCAGAUCUUGAUUAGAUAAAUACAAUUUUGCAAACUUUUUUAAAGUUUACCCGCACCACCAAAAUCAAUUUUUUUUUUGCCUCUUUAAAAACUAUUUUGAUCGAUAAACUUUAACUAUGAGAACUAUACGUACCAACGGUAUCACAUUAUCACCAUCAACAACCAUAGUUAAUAAGAUCAAUCAAUUGAUUGGUACUAAAGCAUACACUAUAUACUACAGAUAACACAUACAUCAUGUCAACUAACGACGAAAUAAUAUAUUAUCCUCCUAGCAUACAAACCAAUAAACAAAAGUUACAAAGAGCUCAAGAUAUAGCGUCGUUGGUUUUGGGAGUAGGAUGUGGAAUUCUAACUUUAGAAUCAGCUUAUGGGUUUGUGUUCUAUUUGGCUGGAAUCACACUUACUAAUGGUAUAUUCCUUACUGCUUGUUGUGAAGGUAAACCAGAAAAGUUCUUUACAAAGCCAAAACAAGAAAUAUUCUUGGAAGGAUUGUUUAAUAAUGUGCCUGGGUUUGUUAUGAUGUGGUGUUUGAUAUAUGCAUUAGUUAAAGCUAGUUCCUGAUUCGAUUGAAGGUGUUGACGAAGUUCAAUCUUGAACUUAUAGUGUAUGGUAUCGGGAUUAUAUCAGUUUGUUGAUUAAUUACUAUGUAAUUAACAUGAAAAAUCUCUACUAAAUAGGUUAAUAGAGGAAAAUAAAACGAAUAAUGUCUAUAAGUUUACAAUCUAUAUUGUAAUUGUAGUAGUUCUAGUGACUAUUUCACUGGUAAUUUCUACGUCUACCACUUGAGGC
This is a messenger RNA of Scheffersomyces coipomensis, 808 nucleotides long. RefSeq lists its product as uncharacterized. The record is from RefSeq and is a predicted model, not a curated record. Bases 254 to 580 code for a protein of 108 amino acids. Gene Ontology annotation, biological process: autophagosome assembly; protein folding in endoplasmic reticulum. The transcript has a single exon. NCBI's taxonomy places the organism in Eukaryota, Fungi, Ascomycota, Pichiomycetes, Serinales, Debaryomycetaceae. Gene Ontology annotation, cellular component: EMC complex; membrane; endoplasmic reticulum.